Molecule: messenger RNA, 1217 nt
Organism: Lolium perenne
Lineage: Eukaryota; Viridiplantae; Streptophyta; Magnoliopsida; Poales; Poaceae
Product: protein CENTRORADIALIS-like
Biological process (GO): inflorescence development; regulation of timing of transition from vegetative to reproductive phase
Source: RefSeq, a predicted model, not a curated record
UCGUCUUGCAACAUCCCUGCAGCAGCACAUACACAAUUACCUGAGCUUCCAUUCAGCAAAGAGGAACACACGCACACUGAUCAUCCCUCGGGUUCCGAUUUCAAGGCAUCAACAUGUCAAGGGCGUUGGAGCCUCUCGUUGUGGGGAAGGUGAUUGGUGAGGUGCUGGACAGCUUCAACCCCACCGUGAAGAUGACGGCAACCUACAGCUCCAACAAGCAGGUGUUCAACGGCCAUGAGUUCUUCCCCUCGGCCAUCGCCGCUAAGCCGCGUGUCGAGGUUCAGGGGGGCGACCUUAGAUCCUUCUUCACAUUGGUGAUGACUGACCCUGAUGUGCCAGGACCCAGUGAUCCGUACCUGAGGGAGCAUCUUCACUGGAUUGUUACUGAUAUUCCUGGGACUACUGAUGCUUCUUUUGGGAAGGAGGUGGUGCACUACGAGAGCCCAAAGCCAAACAUCGGCAUCCACAGGUUCAUCCUCGUGCUGUUCCAGCAGACGCACCGGGGCUCGGUAAAGAACACACCGUCGUCGAGGGACCGCUUCAGGACCCGCGAGUUCGCCAAGGAUAACGAGCUCGGCCUCCCUGUCGCCGCUGUCUACUUCAACGCGCAGCGGGAGACCGCCGCCCGCCGGCGAUAGCUCAACGGCAACCGAACCAACCAACCAGCAACACCCCCCUACUAUGUACCUGAUCUAGCUACAUGAUAAAACGAACUGCGUACAAUCACCUAUUAGCUAGCUUCGAUGGCCUUUCCUGCUACAUCCAAGCAUGCACAAUGUCUGAAUAAAACACACCGGUAAAUUAGCUGUUUGCACGAGAAAGCUGCUCCCUACUAGUACGUAGCCGUUGCCCAUUUAGUUAAUUUUUGUGAAUGUGACAAGAUCGAUGAUUGGGAAGAGAUUGCAGUGUUGACUGAGAAAAAAGUGCAAGAUUUGAAGCAAUAAUAGUCGUCAGGGAGUAUAAGUUACGUGUCGAGUGCCCAAAUGGAGGGGAAGAAGUGGACAUGGCUCUAGUAUUCCCCUACCUACUAUUCUGUUAUGUGGUUUUUCUUCAUUGGAUCGAAGUUUGCAGCGUACUUUUGUCUGAUCUUGCAUGUCAUCACUAGACUCGCUGACUACUACCCGAUGCUUGUUUUCUGUAAUCCAUGCCCAGUUACUUUUACUUCGAUCUUUAUGUCACUUUUCAAUGACAUGACAUGCAUAUAAUUUGUCUAUUUA